UUCUAAUGUAACUUAGCAACUUGAGGGUUGGGCAAAGAACUCUGCAACACAGAUAUGUUUUGACAACAGACACCCUUCUCCAGCAAACAUGGACAGUAAUUAAAUAACGUAUGUGCAAAGUGUUUUUAAAAUGGCAGACCCGGUGGUUGACCAAAUGACAAGGCUCAGAUUGAAAAUGUUGGAAAAGAGACUGGAGAAUGAGAGAAAUGACAACAUUGAACGAGAAGGUUCAGCGUUUUCCACAAGAAGUUACGAUGGGCAAGCAGGUGCAUUACACAGCGCUCUGAGACGGAAAAGAAACCUCCUGCAGAGACUGAGGGAACAGCAUAUGUUGGAGGAUAUGGGAAGACCUCACACAUGGGGUGGAUCUCAUAGGCAAUAUAAUUAUCAACCUCUUCUUGGGCCACUCCAACCCGUGCCUCCAAUCCAUAUCCACCAAACUGCGCCCCCUGCACCUCCACCUGCUCCUCUCCUUCCUCCUGCUCCUCAGCCCCCUCAAAUCAUUCAACACCCCGUUCCUCAGCAGCCAGCCACCAUUAUCCAGCAGUUACCACAGCAGCAGCCUCUCAUAGCACAAAUCCCACCUCCACAAACCUUUCCCUACAGAUCAGGAAGUAUUAAAGAAGACAUGGUGGAGUUGAUGCUAAUGCAGAAUGCACAGAUGCACCAGAUCAUCAUGCACAAUAUGAUGCUGAAGGCUCUCCCGCCAGUGGCCAUGUACCCAGGAGGAAACAACGGUCAAAUCACACCUCUAGGGCAUUCAGGGCAGGACCUUCAGCAUUCAGCGAUGAGAGGAGGGGUUGUCCAUCAUCACCAUCACUAUGGCUCCCAUGCACCACCUCUUCCUCCAAUUGGCUACUCUUUUUGGCCCUCUUUGAUGCCAGCAGGGCAAGCCGGGACCCGUCAGCCAAUGGUGCAGCCUGUGAUUGGUUCUGUCAAUCUGCCCCCCGUAAACACAAUGGAAAUUGAUGCGGUGAACUCCAGGACACCACUUGGACUCUGAGACAAAUUGCCAAUGGCAGUCGGACUCCUCUUCAUCUUCAAAGACAGAUGAUACGUUAAAAUGGAUGUCUGACAUUAAUUCAACACCCUUCAAUACAGUUACAUAAUUUUGUUAUUUAUAGGGAUUUGUUGUUCUUUUUAAUUUUGUCGUAUUUACUGAAAAAUGAGUGCUUAGUUUAAUAAAAAAAAUGUUUUUAAAAAGUCGCAUGUGUAGUUGUAGCGGCUGUUUCGCCAUACACCAGGCUUUUAAAAAUUAACAUUACAUGCAGUGUAGUCACUUGUCAUGCUAUAUUUAAAUAGGCAGUACGUUGUGUAAUACUGUCUUGCGCAACAUAAAGCUUAAACUGAGAUUAUGUCAUGUCAAUACUGCUGUUUAAAAUACUUCACAUGCCUUUGCCGUGAAAACCUAUAGCAAACAUAGAACAUACCAUAAGCGCAAGCACACCCACUCGAUGUUUGUUCCACUUUGAGACACGUGAUCCUCAGUCGCGUAUCCGAUUAAUCCCCCCCAAAAUUGCGUGAAACCAAUCACUUUUUUACGAAAU
Messenger RNA from Puntigrus tetrazona (Sumatra barb), 1547 nucleotides. RefSeq lists its product as uncharacterized. The record is from RefSeq and is a predicted model, not a curated record. Lineage: Eukaryota; Metazoa; Chordata; Actinopteri; Cypriniformes; Cyprinidae. The transcript has 9 exons. Bases 131 to 1003 code for a protein of 290 amino acids.